CACAGGCUGGAGAAUGGCUACCACAAGCUGGGUGAGCUUCCCAUUGAAAAGACAAAGUUCUCCCGGAUGCCACAGCAGAAACAAAUCCAGGCCCAAGGACCCUGCUCCAGGAUUUGCAACAACAAUUCCCUAAGAUACAGGCUGAGAGAAGUCCUCCUGGCAUGGCACCACACCACCCACCAGUUCUGGUCCAAACUACAGUCCAUUCUAGGGAUGGAGACAUUUUUCCAGAUCCUUCUGCAGUGCCUCAUCAUUCAUUUUGAUCCAGGGACCAACAUUAAGAAGUUUCAGAAAAAUGGAUUGACACCUGCCUGGAAAAGACUUCAUGCUGUCAUCCUGACAACACCAAAUGCAAUCAAGGUGGAGGGAUAUCUGCCUGGAUUCACCACUCCCUUGCCAAGCCUGCUCCAGACCAGGACCAGAAAUGGACUGUCUCAUCUGGACCAGAUCUAUUCAGGCUAAGACUCUCUCACAGUAGAACACAUGAUUAGUUAUAUACAGCUCCCCCCUUUUCUGCCUCUUGUAAUGAUACUCUCACAGUUACUCUUAACUCAGAAACUU
Mus caroli (Ryukyu mouse) is the source of this 561-nucleotide messenger RNA. The record is from RefSeq and is a predicted model, not a curated record. NCBI's taxonomy places the organism in Eukaryota, Metazoa, Chordata, Mammalia, Rodentia, Muridae.